Molecule: messenger RNA, 2588 nt
Organism: Oxyura jamaicensis (ruddy duck)
Lineage: Eukaryota; Metazoa; Chordata; Aves; Anseriformes; Anatidae
Gene: TXNDC5
Product: thioredoxin domain containing 5
Exons: 10
Coding region: 87-1331 (414 amino acids)
Biological process (GO): protein folding
Cellular component (GO): endoplasmic reticulum
Molecular function (GO): protein disulfide isomerase activity
Source: RefSeq, a predicted model, not a curated record
GGGCAGGGAAGGAGGGAAAGAGGGAGGGAAGAAGGAGGUGGCGGCGGCCGCCCGGCGCUUUCGCCGCUUGCCGCCUCGCCGCUGCCAUGGCUCCGCUGCGCUCCGGCCCGGCCUGGUGGCGCCUCCUGUCCUGGGCCGCUCUCGGCCCCGUCCUCUGCGGCGUGCCGGGGCGAGCCGAGCCGGAGCCGGGCAAGGAGCCGGAGCCGGACCCGCACGGGCGGCACCUUUACAGCGCCGAGAUGCUGCGGCACGGCGCCGCCGCCGCCCCGCACUUCGUCAUGUUCUUCGCCCCGUGGUGUGGACAUUGCCAGCGUCUGCAGCCAACUUGGAACGAUUUGGGAGAUAAAUACAACAACAUGGAAAACCCCCAGGUCUAUGUUGUUAAAGUGGAUUGUACCACAGAUGCUCCACUGUGCUCUGAAUUUGGUGUCCGAGGAUACCCUACUUUAAAGCUGCUUAAACCAGGACAAGAACCUCUGAAAUACCAAGGCCCUAGAGACCUCCAGGCACUGGAAAACUGGAUGUUGGAGAAACUAAAUGAGGAACCAUCUGAUCCAGAAGCUGCUGCGGAACCACCCAAAGCCCCUGAACCUAAGCAGGGAAUGUAUGAACUCUCAGCAGACAAUUUCAAGGUGCACAUAGCAGAAGGUAAUCACUUCAUCAAAUUCUUUGCUCCUUGGUGUGGUCAUUGCAAGGCUUUGGCCCCAACCUGGGAGCAGCUGGCUCAAGCCUUUGAACAUUCAGAAAGUGUAAAAAUUGGCAAGGUUGACUGUACCCAGCAUUAUGAGGUCUGCUCUGACAACCAAGUUCGUGGCUAUCCCACACUCCUCUGGUUUAGGAAUGGUGAAAAGGGUGACCAGUACAAAGGGAAGAGGGAUUUUGAUUCCUUAAAGGAGUAUGUGGAUUCCCAACUACAGAGCUCUGGGAAAGAACCACCAGCAAGUAAACCCACAGAAGCCCCACAGCCACCUGCAGAACCACCCCAGGCUGAGCAGGCUGCAGUGCUCUCUCUGUCUGAAAAAAACUUCGAUGCAACCAUUGCUAGGGGAAUCACCUUUAUUAAAUUCUAUGCUCCAUGGUGUGGUCACUGUAAGAACUUGGCUCCAACUUGGGAGAACCUUGCCAAAGAGCAAUUUCCAGGUUUGACUGAUGUCAAAAUAGCAGAAGUAGACUGCACCGUGGAACGUAACGUCUGCAGCAGAUUUUCUGUACGUGGUUAUCCUACGCUUCUCCUCUUCCGAGGUGGAAAAAAAGUCAGUGAACACAACGGAACGAGAGAUCUUGAAUCGCUGCAUAGCUUUGUGUUGCGUCAGGCAAGAGAUGAAUUGUAAUAAAAAUCUGGAUGCUCUAUCCCUGGCUGUCUUUGUACAGUAGUUGAGGGAUUUAAGUAAUUGCUAACUUUUAAAUAGUACGGGGGGGGGGGAGGGUGUUUUUUUUGUUUGUUUUUAGGAAAUUGAAUGUACUAAACAUUGGUAUCUUCCCUCUGUGUGUGUGUUAAAGACAUGCUACCCUACUUGUGAAGGAAAACUAACAUGUAGCUACUGUGCAAACUAAGAAUAUUUUCAGUAUUGGUAGUAUUACUGGAUUUUUACAUUCCUGCAAGGAAGUGUAAAUGGUUUCCUUUGAAACUAAAAUACAUUAAGAAAACCAAAUUAAGGACACCAGUAGAAUAUGUUUGUCUUUGGGUUAGAUUUGGUUAAAAGUAAUCCUUACAAACUGCAAACCAUUGCUAGAAAGGUAAAAACGGCAGCUGUGUUAACUUCUGCCUCUACAAUUGCACUUAUAACCUGUUUGUCUUAAUAUAGCUGCUGGUUAAGAAACAGAGAGUCAUGGGAGAUUGAAAACGCACACACUUUUGGAAGAUACCAGGCCACAAUGAGCUGGUUGUUUCCUGUUAAUCCUCUCAGCAUGGGAGGUCUAGCCAUAAUGAAAGUAAUGGUACUGUAACAUGUGCCUGAACAUUACUGAUGCCAUAGUGUACAUCAGGUGGAUUUUUUGUAGGCUGCUUCUGUCCAGCUCCAGAGGAGUAAGUAUGCUCUACUUAUACAGAGCCAAAGUGAAUAGGUGCUGUUAUAGCUACGCCAUUAAUAUUAAAUGAUCAGUUAGACCUCAGCGCUGAUGACAUGCGUUUCCUACCCUAACCUGAAUUCAGACUUUGUGCUGACCUGCUCCUAAUUCAGAACACUUAGAGAAUAUCAAAUAGUACAAUGUUUAAUUUUUCCACUCAGCGGUUCUGCAGUCAUCUGAAAUAGUUCUCCACUCUUAUUAAGCCUUAACCUUUUUCCAAGCUGUAAGUGUUGAUAAGUUUGAAUGUUAGGCCCAUGCACUCUGUUGCCUUGGAUUAUAAUACGGAUCUAUUCUUUGGUGCAUAAGAUGCUCCAUGUUAGAUGUAACUGAAAGCCAAAGAAUGUACAUUGCAGAUACUGUCAUAACACGGUGACAGCUGCAAACCAAGGACGGAAUUCUGCCAUCCCGUGUGCAUAGAAACUCAUGGAAUGAGUAUGGUACAGGCUAAUUUGACUAAUCUGUCAAAAUGCCAAUUUUUGUCCAUCAUAUGGAGUAGGGAUUUUUUUCCUUUUUUUUUUUUU